Molecule: messenger RNA, 1412 nt
Organism: Teleopsis dalmanni
Lineage: Eukaryota; Metazoa; Arthropoda; Insecta; Diptera; Diopsidae
Product: cyclin-dependent kinase-like 1
Exons: 7
Coding region: 1-1257 (418 amino acids)
Biological process (GO): protein phosphorylation
Cellular component (GO): nucleus
Molecular function (GO): cyclin-dependent protein serine/threonine kinase activity; ATP binding
Source: RefSeq, a predicted model, not a curated record
AUGCGUCGCGCCAAUUUAAUGCGCGGUCAAAGUUCAAGUCUAAGACCUCAAGGUAGCAGCAAAAUGGAUAGAUAUGAGAAAUUAAGUCGCUUGGGCGAAGGUUCCUAUGGAGUGGUGUAUAAGUGUCGUGAUCGUGAAACGGGGGAUUUGGUUGCAGUGAAGCGCUUUGUGGAGUCAGAAGACGAUCCGGCGAUCAGAAAGAUAGCGUUACGUGAAAUCAGAUUGUUAAAGAAUCUAAAACAUCCGAAUCUGGUGUCACUGUUAGAAGUGUUUCGUCGCAAACGACGUCUGCACUUGGUAUUUGAAUUUUGUGAACUGACAGUAUUGCAUGAAUUGGAGCGACAUCCGCAGGGUUGUCCGGAGCCGCUUACCAAGCAAAUCUGCUAUCAAACACUGUUGGGCGUGGCCUACUGUCACAAGCAGGGCUGUCUACAUCGUGACAUCAAACCAGAGAACAUACUGCUGACAGCACAAGGCCAAGUGAAACUGUGCGAUUUCGGUUUUGCAAGAAUGUUAAGUCCAGGAGAAAACUAUACUGAUUAUGUGGCGACACGUUGGUAUCGCGCACCGGAACUACUUGUAGGUGAUACGCAGUAUGGUACACCGGUCGACGUUUGGGCCAUUGGUUGCUUAUUUGCAGAGCUAGUGCGAGGAGAAGCCCUUUGGCCUGGGCGGAGUGAUGUAGAUCAGUUGUAUUUGAUACGGAAAACACUUGGUGACUUAUUGGCCAGACACAUACAAAUUUUUGGUCAAAAUGAGUACUUUAAGGGAAUAACAUUACCUGUACCACCUACACUGGAACCACUGGAAGAUAAAAUGCCCGCUAAGUCAUUGCAAAAUCCACUUACAAUCGAUUUUUUGAAGAAGUGUCUGGACAAAGAUCCCGCCAAGCGAUGGUCGUGUGAAAAACUCAUUAAGCACUCCUAUUUCGAUGAUUAUAUUGCCAAACAGCGUGAAUUGGAGCAUCUAAACUCAUUGGAUGCAGCUACAACAAGACAGCAACACUUACUACAACAGCAACAACAGCUAUUGCUACAGCAGCAACAUCUACAACAACAACAACAGCAGCAGCAGCAACAACAAUCUCUAUUACAACCAACAGCAGCGCGUGACAAAUCAAAGACUUCAAAUACUUCACUUCCACUGCUACCCAGCACACAGCAUCAUCAUCAUCAUCAGGAUUAUGUGAAAUUGCAACCAAUUAACAAAAACUCAACACUUCUUCAUCGCACCGAGCAUCACUUACCAACGAUUUAAAUUGCCUUGAAAAGUGAUACACGGUAGUGGUUGGAAUGGACCUCCGGGGACGAAUUAGUUACUUCUGUAGGGAGAGCAAAUAAAAAUUUGUAAUUAAAACUUCUUGCCAAGUCAAAUUGGCCACAUUAUUAUAAUUUUCAUUUAUAUUUUUUUGU